UUUCUGUGUUUGAAUGGAGAAGCUGGCCUCACCGGAACCAGCACACCCCUUGCAGGGCGCAGGGCCCGUUGCUGAGGUUUCUGUUGCCGAGAGGGCAGGGGCUGUGGAAGACGAGGCUGCAACAUGGGUGAGAUCCAAACUGUUUGAGUGUGGGUGCAUGAAACGUUGGCUACCACAGGCCUACAGAGAAGAACUCUACCAAGUGUUACGACUCACAGGCCCACUGGUGCUGUCUCAGAUUCUGAACUUCCUCCUGCCAUUUGUUAUCUCUAUAUUCUGUGGUCACAUUGGCAAUGCAGAACUGGCUGGAUAUGCACUGGCCUCAGCGACCAUUAAUAUAACCACGAUUGCAGCAGGCCAUGGCCUUGGUGUGGCUUGCGACACACUCAUCUCUCAGACAUUUGGAAGUAAGAACAUGAAACGCGUGGGAGUGAUUCUCCAAAGGGGUUCCCUGAUCCUGCUGCUGUUUUGUCUGCCAUGUUGGGCUAUUCUCAUCAACUCUUACAACUUACUGAUCCUCAUGCACCAAGAGGAAGAGGUGGCGAGAAUUGCCCACAUCUAUGUGAUGGCAUUUCUACCAGCUAUUCCAGCUGUGUUUCUGCACCAGCUGCAGGUUGCCUACCUGCAAAACCAAGGGAUCAUAUUCCCACAGAUGUACACAGCAGGAAUAGCGAAUGUUUUUAAUGUGGGCUUCAACUACAUUUUGAUCUUCAGCCUCAAUUUGGGUGUUGUUGGAUCAGCAAUUGCUAACAGCCUCUCUCAGAUCACCAUCUGCCUGCUGCUGUUUGGUUACAUCAGAUGGAGGAACCUCCAUCAGCAGACAUGGGGAGGUUGGUCCACUGAAUGUCUGCAGGAAUGGGGUUCUUAUAUGAAGCUGGCUAUUCCGAGUGCACUUAUGACCUGCUUUGAAUGGUGGAUCUGGGAGCUUGGAGGUUUCUUUGCUGGUUUACUUGGUGAAGUGGAUCUUGCUGCUCAGCAUGUGUUGGAUGAAAUAGGAAGCAUUAUAUACAUGGUCCCUUUAGGUAUCCAUGCGGCUGCCUGUGUGCGUGUUGGCAAUGCUCUGGGGGCUGGGGACACUACCAGAGCUUUAGUCUCUUGCAGAGUGGCCUUAGUUCUGGCAGGAGUGCUUGCUGUUUUCCAUGGUAUUGUUAUUGCUGGCUCUAAGUCAGUCAUUGCCUUCAUAUUUACCUCUGAUGUCAACAUUGUGACGAUGGUGUCAGAAAACCUCACAGUGUGCAUAUUUCUACAGUUCUUUGAUGCACUUCUGUGCGUCUGCUCAGGGAUUCUUGUAGGAUGUGGGAUGCAGAAAAUUGCUGCUAUCUCCAACCUGGUUGGUUACUACUGUAUCGGCCUGCCGGUGGGAAUAGCUCUCAUGUUUGCUGCCGAGCUGAAGCUAUUAGGGUUUUGGGUGGGCCUCCUUAUAUGCAUUAGCAUUGAGGUAGUGACAUUCCUGGUUGUGAUCGUUAAACUCGACUGGAAAAAAGUCACAAAGAAGGCUCAACUGCGAGCUGGGAAGAAAUUGCUGGUAACACCUGGACAUCCUCCUAGUACAGAGUUCAGUGAAGCUAUGGUGCCGGAUACUCCUAACUGCCUGGACUCAGGCCCGUUGGACAGCGGAGAAGCUCCUAAAACAGAUGGCUACAGUCCGGUGAACACCCAGGAUCAGGAGGUGAAAGCUGCUCAUGUGGCAGGUGACAGCAAUGCUAAUGCAAGAGGAACUGAACAGAGCAAAAACACCAAACCUAAAGUGCUGCUUUCUGCCACUCAGCUGAUUUUGCGUCUGGGAACCACCUUAUUGGUUUUAGUUCUUAGUUUGAUUAUAGGUAUUGCCUUUUAUAUUGCUUUCCCUGUACCAGGGCUGAGUGCACAGAGCAGGGCCAACUUUACUCUUAAUGGGGCCAAUGACUCCACUCCCACACCAGUGACUCUGAACCUUACACUAGACUUUUGAUAUACAUUUAACUUCGAAGUAUUGACUUCUUGUGGCUGCACAUAGUUCUCACAGAUGUGAUACGUUUCUAUUGCAGGUCUAGCUUUAGUUGCUAAUCAGGGAUUAAAGCAUAAAAAAUAUUUUAGAAAAAAGGGUCAAAUUCCUUCCUAGUUGCAGAUCUUCUCACAAACCAGAGGUCUCAUUUAGUAAAAACCUGAUGUUUGCUACUGGUGCUACCUUCUGUAGAGAAAAACGUCUCAGUGCUGCACUGCCGAGCAAAUCCACAGAAGGCUGGAAGAAAUAUCAAAUGAGAGGGAAUCUGGCAGGAUUAGCAAAGGUCUUGUUACAAAGAUCAUGUUUUAACCAGCUCACAGCUGAGAUGUUUUAACUGGAGCAACAAGACAGGUUACAAAUCCUCUCUGAAUAAUCACACGGGCAUCAACCAACAGAUGUUUUCUCACAGAUAGCUUUUUUGUUUUUCAACCUGUUCUUGACUUGAUUUACAUAUUGCACUGUGAGAUAUAUAUGUUGAAGCUUACUGACCUCAAAUCAUUUUCUCAUGUUUUAACUUUAAUAUUGACUGUAAAUAUGUGAUGCUAAAUUUACAGUUCUCUUAUCAAAUGGUUUUAAUAAUCUAGACAUUGUACCUCUUCACGUGGUUGUUCAA
Molecule: messenger RNA, 2597 nt
Organism: Archocentrus centrarchus (flier cichlid)
Lineage: Eukaryota; Metazoa; Chordata; Actinopteri; Cichliformes; Cichlidae
Product: multidrug and toxin extrusion protein 1-like
Exons: 17
Coding region: 14-1951 (645 amino acids)
Biological process (GO): xenobiotic detoxification by transmembrane export across the plasma membrane
Cellular component (GO): membrane
Molecular function (GO): xenobiotic transmembrane transporter activity; antiporter activity
Source: RefSeq, a predicted model, not a curated record